Messenger RNA from Xiphophorus hellerii (green swordtail), 2564 nucleotides. RefSeq names its product sodium channel, voltage-gated, type I, beta b (gene scn1bb). Gene Ontology annotation, molecular function: sodium channel inhibitor activity; transmembrane transporter binding. Gene Ontology annotation, biological process: regulation of sodium ion transmembrane transporter activity; regulation of heart rate by cardiac conduction; sodium ion transport. Gene Ontology annotation, cellular component: voltage-gated sodium channel complex. The transcript has 6 exons. The record is from RefSeq and is a predicted model, not a curated record. Bases 879 to 1550 code for a protein of 223 amino acids. NCBI's taxonomy places the organism in Eukaryota, Metazoa, Chordata, Actinopteri, Cyprinodontiformes, Poeciliidae.
CUCCGAGUCGGUAGCCAACUUCAUCCUCGGAAAACACGAACACGGUGGAUCUCUGUCAGAGCUGUGAGGUCGUUGUUAUCCCAUUAACUCCGUGGAAACGCGUCCGUGGGAGCCUCGCGGGGGUCUGAUCACACCUGAACUUAUCCCGCAUCACCUCGCUGACGCGCGCGGCGGGUCGUUUCUGUCUUUUCUUUUAUUAUUUCUUUAUUUUUACCGCAGUGCAUCUGCAGCAUCCUGCGUGACAACAGGAGCCGCUGUGGCGUCAGAGACCAGGAGCCGCUCUCCGGGCCGAGACAGAGAGCCUUUCCUGCCGCGGCCGCCUGCGAUGCCAGCGCGGCGGAACCAGCGCGUCCAGGAGCCGGGGGCCAGCAGAUAGGUCCGGCCGGGGAGCACGCCGCGUUUCGGGGCUCCGCAGGACAGAACGGAGGCCCAUGAUUCAGCCCGGCAGCCUUUCUUCCCAUCUCACCAUCCUGUGGUCUGGAUUUCACUCCCGUAGCAUCGAAUAGGUAGCCUUCACAUGAGCCGCUCAUGCACCGGCAUGUGAGGACAGCCAGUAGCGGAGGCAGUUUGCACAUUUAAAGGCCCGUUUCUCAUUGUGAAGUUAUUAUUGUUUGGCUCUGGUGACCCUCUGAGACCUCAGGACCAAAGCGCACAGCUCAGGAAGGACUGUGAGGCUGCAGCAAUAACUUGGAGGUAGAAACCAAGCAACCGACGGGAAGCUGUUGCAGGUUGGAGCCAAAGAGCAGAAACGCUGCCAGGAUUCAAACGUUUCUCCAGUUUGCACUUUCCUCCGCUUUCACCGGGUGACCUCCGUCCUUUAAACCAAACAGCGAUCAGGAGAUUCAGGUAGAUCCAGGUAGAAGGUGCAGGGAGAAGACAUGAUGGCGGCCGUGGCCCCCCUGCUGCUCACCGCUCUGCUCUGCGGCCUGCUUGCGCCGCGGUGCGACGGCGCCUGUGCAGAGGUGGACUCCGACACCGAGGCCGUGGCGGGGCGAGGCUUCAAGCUCGGCUGCAUCUCCUGCAAGAGGCGCAGCGAGGUGGAGGGCUCCGCCACCGUGGAGUGGUACUUCCGGCCCGAUGGGGAGUCCGACUUCGUCCAUAUCUACAGCUACAAUGAGAACGGACCCACCAUCGAACACAACUUCUUCGAGGAUCGCAUCGACUGGAACGGCAGCAAGAGGAGCAACGACAUCCAGGACGCCUCCAUCUACGUUCUGAACGUCACCUUCAACGACUCGGGAACCUACCGCUGCUUCUUCUACCGCACCCUCACCUACGAAAACUACGAGUACUUCGACACCGUGGACAAGGUGGUGCACCUGACCGUGGUGGCCAAAGCCACCAGAGGCACGGCGUCCAUCGUGUCAGAGGUCAUGAUGUACGUGUCCAUCAUCGGGCUGCAGGUCUGGCUCCUCAUAGAGAUGAUCUACUGCUACAGAAAGAUCGCUGCGGCCGGGGAGGAAGCGCUUCGAGAGGCGGCGAAUGCUGAAUAUUUAGCGAUAGCUUCGGAGAGCAAAGACAACUGCGCAGGUGUGCAGGUCGGAGAAUAGCACAGGUUUCCUUCCCAGACUGAAAACUUCCCUCCAAGCUGCAUGACGACAUCCUGGCCAGAACCCUCCUCUUCAUCGCCAGCCUGUGCUAACCUCUUCUGGACGAGCUGAACUGGACACGGCCGUCCGCUGACAGCAUGGAACCAGAACUGUACAUAGUCUUGUUGAAGCAUGUCGUAUCAGAAACCAUUAUGCAUUAACGUAUCCAGGUCCAUAUGUAGUCACAGCAGAGAGCUUUUACUGAACCAGCAGCGGAGGGACGUAGGAGACGCACCUCACACAGGUUCAUGGAUAAUCACUGAUUUAUGAACUCUACUUCCACUUUUAUGGUCUGAUGUUUGUGAAGGUAAAGAUUAACAGCAAUAAUUUGGGUUAUUUAGCCUCUUAUAAGUGGAUAAAAUGGGGGUUUAUUUUUAAAAUUCAUAUCUUCACCAUUUAAUUCAUACAUUUAAAAAAAUGUCAGUUUCAAAUUAAAUAUGUUAACAAGCUAAAUAUUCAGAUUAGCUUAAAGUUUUAAUUAGCAAGCUAAAUAUUUAGUCUGUAAAGUUUAUUUGAAAAGCACAUUUCAGCAACAAGACCGUUCAAGCUAAUAUGUAGCUUCAAGCUAAGCUAAAUAUUUAGCUAGCGAAGUAAACAUGUAGCUAAAAACUAUUUAAUUUAGCUCUAACUAGUUAUUUUUGCUAACUAAAUGUUUGGACCUAAAUAUUUAGCCUUCAUAGUAGAUAUUUAGCUUGUUAGUUAAAUAUUUAGCUCUAAGUUAAAUUUAGCUCCAUUAAUUAAUAAAUUGAGCUAAAUAUUUAACAUUCUGAUAUAAAAUUGGUUGAAACCUGACAUGCACAAAUGAAUAAAAUGGUGAAAACAUAACAUUAAAAAUGUCCCUCCAUUUUUCUUCCUGUCAGACUAAAUAACUCAAAUUAUUGCUGUUACUUCUUAACUGUGGAACUUUACAAACAGCGCCCCCUACACUAACUCAUAGUUCUACACUUGAUAUAAUUAAACGUGAUAAGAACCUGA